GCAGCGGCUCAGCAACUCCUCUGCUAGCGGACUGUGACUAGACUACUCCGUGCUGGGCAGGGCAUGUCUGAAAAAAGGCAGCAACAAGACAGGAAAUUAUAAAGCCAACCUUCCUGGGACAGAGCACCUGAGAAAGAGGCGGUCAUGAGUUCCGCUGCAGCAGACUUAAAAGUACAGGCUAAGCAGCUCUGCACAGAAUGGCGGAGCUCCCAGCAUAGCAUUUGAGCUCCUAUAAGGGAAAGUCUGUCUCCUCAAGCAACUCCCUGACCCCGUAUACCCAAAGAGACACCUCAUAAAGGACAGCUCAGACUUACAUCUAGCAGGUACCCUUCGGGGACGAGGAUAGCAGAGGAAAAAAACCGAGAGCAACCCUUGCUGUUCUGCAGCCCCCACGGGUGAUCCCAGAGGAGUGGGGUCUGGAGGGGACCUCCAGCCAUCCUGCAGCAGAGGGGCUGGACUGUUAGAAGGAAAACUAAGAAGCAGAAAGAACUAGCUUCAACAUCAACAAAAAGGACAUCCACUUAGAGACCCCAUCCGAAAGUCACGAACCACAAAGACCACAGGUAGAUAAAGCCACUGAGAUGGGAAGAAACCACUGCAAAAAGGAUGAAAACACCAAAAACCAGAAUGCCUCUCCUCCUCCAAGGAUUCACAACUCCUCACCAGCUAGACAUCAAAGAUGGAUGGAGAACGAAUCUGAUGAACGGACAGAAACAGGCUUCAGAAGGUGGGUAAUAAACUUCUCAGAGCUAAAAGAACAUGUGGUAACCCAAUGCAGAGAAACUAAGAACAGACAAAAGGUUAGAUGAGAUGCUAAUGAGAAUAACAGCUUAGAGAAGAAUAUAAACGACUUGAUGGAGCUGAAAAACAUAGCACAAGAACUUCAUGAAGCAUACACAAGUUUCAAUAGCCAAAUCGACCAAGCAGAAGAAAGGGUAUCAGAGAUUGAAGAUCAACUCAAUGAAAUAAAACAAGAAGGCAAGAAUAGAGAAAAAAGAGUGAAAAGAAAUUAACAAAGCCUCCAAAAAAAUGGGAUUAUGUGAAAAGACCUAAUCUAUGUUUGAUAAAUGUACCUGAAUGUGACGAAGAGAAUGAAUCCAAGCUGGAAAACACUCUUCAGGAUAUUAUACAGGAGAACUUCCCCAACCUAGCAAGGCAGGCCAACAUUUAAAUCCAGGAAAUACAGAGACCACCACAAAGACAUUCCUCAAGAAGAGCAACCCCAAGGCACAUAAUCAUCAGAUUCACCAGGGUUGAAAUGAAGGAAAAAAUGCUAAGGGCAGCCAGAGAAAAAGGUUGGGUUACCCACAAAGGGAAAAACCAUCAGACUCACAGGGGAUCUCUUGGCAGAAACCCUAGAAGCCAGAAGAGAGUGGGGGCCAAUAUUCAACGUCCUUAAAGAAAAUAACUUUCAACCUAGAAUUUCAGAUCCAGCCGAACUAAGCUUCAGAAGCGAAGGAGAAAGAAAAUCCUUUAUGGACAAGCACUUGCUGAGAGAUUUCAUCACCACCAGGCCUGCCUUACAAGAGCACCUGAAAGAAGCCCUAAACAAGGAAAGGAACAACCAGUACCAGCCACUCCCAAAACAUACCAAACACAACCAUCUGAUCUUUGACAAACCUGACAAACACAAGCAAUGGGGAAAAGAUUCCCUGUUUAAUAAAUGGUGUUGGGAAAACUGACUAGCCAUGUGCAGAAAGCAGAAACUGGACCCCUUCCUGACACCUUACACUAAAAUUAACUCCAGAUGGAUUAAAGACUUGAACAUAAGACCUAACACCAUAAAAUCCCUAGAAGAAAACCUAGGCAAAACCAUUCAGGACAUAGGCAUCAGCAAAGACUUCAUGACUAAAACACUAAAAGCAUUGGCAAAAAAAGCCAAAAUAGACAAUUGGGACCUAAUUAAACUCCAAAGCUUAUGCACAGCAAAAGAAAACACCACUAGAGUGAACAGGCAACCAACAGAAUGGGAAAAAAUGUUUGCAAUCUACCCAUCUGACAAAGGGCAAUAUCCAGUAUCUACGAAGAACUAAAACAGAUUUACAAGAAAAAAACAAACAAACCCAUCCAAAAGUGGGAGAAGGAUAUGAACAGAUACUUUUCAAAAGAAGACAUAUAUGAGGCCAACAAACAUAUGAAAAAAUGCUCAUCAUCACUGAUUAUUAGAGAAAUGCAAAUCAAAACCACAUUGAGAUACCACCUCAUGCCAGUUAGAAUGGCAAUCAUUAAAAAGUCUGGAGACAACAGAUGCUGAGAGGAUGUGGAGAAAUAGGAACACUUUUACACUGUGGGUGAGAGUGUAAACUAGUUCAACCAUUAUGAAAGUGUGGCACUUCCUCAAGGAUCUAGAAAUGGAAAUUCCAUUUGACCCAGCAAUACCAUUAUUGAGUAUAUACCCAAAGGAUUAUAAAUCAUUCUAUUAUAAAGACACAUGCACACAUAUGUUCAUAGCGGCACUGUUUACAAUAGCAAAGAUCUGGAACCAACCCAAAUGCCCAUCGAUGAUAGACUGGACAAGAAAAAUGUGGCACAUAUACACCAUGGAAUACUAUGCAGUCAUUAAAAAAUGAUGAGUUCAUGUCCUUUGUAGGGACAUGGAUGAAUCUGGAAACCAUCAUUCUCAGCAAACUGACACAAGAACAGAAAAUCAAACACUGCCUGUUCUUACUCAUAGAUUAUAUCAAAUCCAAUCCCUGAAAUGGAAGAAGCCAAAAGCCUAAGUUUGGAGGAAGACUUUGAAGGACAGGCCACACAUACAGGACCCAAAGGAGUAAUAAAUGAUUGGAGGAAGUUUAAAUUAGAGAGUGAAGACAGUGAUUCAACUCCACCUAGCAAGAAGGAGAUUCUCAGGCAAAUGUCUUCUCCUCAGAGUAGGAACAGCAAAGAUUCAAAGGAACGAGUCAGCAGAAAGAUGAGCAUUCAAGAAUAUGAACUAAUUCAUAAAGAGAAAGAGGAUGAAAACUGCCUUCGUAAAUACCGUAGACAGUGUAUGCAGGAUAUGCACCAGAAGCUGAGUUUUGGGCCUAGAUAUGGGUUUGUGUAUGAGCUGGAAACUGGAGAGCAAUUCCUGGAAACGAUUGAAAAGGAACAGAAGAUCACCACGAUCGUUGUUCACAUUUAUGAAGAUGGCAUCAAGGGCUGUGAUGCUCUAAACGAUAGUUUAACAUGCCUUGCAGCAGAAUACCCUAUAGUUAAGUUCUGUAAAAUAAAAGCUUCGAAUACAGGUGCUGGGGACCGCUUUUCCUUAGAUGUACUUCCCACACUGCUCGUCUAUAAAGGUGGGGAACUCAUAAGCAAUUUUAUUAGUGUUGCUGAACAGUUUGCUGAAGAAUUUUUUGCUGGGGAUGUGGAGUCUUUCCUAAAUGAAUAUGGGUUACUACCUGAAAGAGAGGUACAUACCCUAGAGCAUACCAAAAUAGAAGAAGAAGAAGAUAUUGAAUAAAGAAUCACGAUGUCAGUACCUCCUGUUUAUCCUUUAGGCACUGGACGAUGGUUUUGGUAGUAUCCAUAUUGCUUUAGUGAACACAAUAUGGACAUGGCUAUGUUAAUUUGACAAAAAUGAUUGAUGCAACAGUUGAACUAUUAGCAUUUCUUAGUAUUAGUUAUUCCAACUGAUACAAUGCUUCACUACAAAACACAGUUGUCUUCAGCAACAUUACUAGUAGACAAAGAGAAUGAGGAUAACAUAAAGACAUUUUUAAAAAAUCCCUUUCAAGUUAUGUUUUGGCUUUUUUACUCCAUGUUCCCUCCUCACUGUUAUUAUUAUUUGGGCUUUCCAAAUUACAUUAUUAAUUAUAACUGUAUUUGUGUAAUAAAAAUAAAAUCUCAUGAGGAAAUAAA
Callithrix jacchus (white-tufted-ear marmoset) is the source of this 3840-nucleotide messenger RNA. RefSeq names its product phosducin (gene PDC). Lineage: Eukaryota; Metazoa; Chordata; Mammalia; Primates; Cebidae. Gene Ontology annotation, biological process: regulation of G protein-coupled receptor signaling pathway. Gene Ontology annotation, cellular component: photoreceptor outer segment. The record is from RefSeq and is a predicted model, not a curated record.